Messenger RNA from Miniopterus natalensis, 1974 nucleotides. It is a transcript of the gene ABHD14B, whose product is annotated as abhydrolase domain containing 14B. The record is from RefSeq and is a predicted model, not a curated record. Gene Ontology annotation, biological process: positive regulation of transcription by RNA polymerase II. NCBI's taxonomy places the organism in Eukaryota, Metazoa, Chordata, Mammalia, Chiroptera, Miniopteridae. Gene Ontology annotation, cellular component: cytoplasm. Gene Ontology annotation, molecular function: hydrolase activity.
GACGGAGAGGCUGCUGAGCACCAUGGUCGGCUGAGCAGCCCCCGUGCUUAGUCCUAAGCGCUGGGCGGGCCUGGUUUAAUCCCGUCGAGCACUCUUGCGCUAAGUACCAUUGUCCCCCUUUGUAGACAGGGGUACCAGUGAGAACCACCAUCAUAAUAGGGACCCCUUGUAUUGAGUUCUUUCCAAGGCCAGAAACCCUCACUUGCCAAUUCUUUUUUUUUUUUUUUUAACUUGUUAAUUCUUGAUGUAGGCUUCAAUGUCCCAUUUUUCAGAUGAGGAAACUGAGGCCAAGGCCACACAAAGUGAGCAGCAGAGGCAGAAAUAACAUCUUCAUUUUCCUCACCCCAAAGCAUGUUCUUAGAGUUGUGGGAGCCUCCCCAGGCCUCCUUGCCAUUCCCUUGGGCCCUGCCCUCUCCCUGGCAGUGUUCCUGCCCCACCUGGGCAGGCUGUUCUGGGGCUCAUGAGCCUGGUCUCGAACUACAGGCGCUGCACUGGCACAGCGGCAGCAUGGGUGACGUGGAGCAGCACGAGGGCACCAUCCAGGUACAGGGCCAGAGCCUCUUUUUCCGGGAGGUUCGGCCCGGCAGUGGGCAGGCCGCCCGGUUCUCGGUACUGCUGCUGCACGGGAUCCGCUUCUCCUCCGAGACCUGGCAGAAUCUGGGCACGCUGCUCAGGCUGGCCCAGGCUGGCUACCGGGCUGUGGCCAUCGACCUGCCAGGCCUGGGGCGCUCCAAGGAAGCAACAGCCCCUGCCUCUGUUGGGGAGCUGGUCCCCAGCAGCUUCCUGGCAGCUGUGGUGGAUGCCUUGGACCUGGGCCCCCCCGUUGUGAUCAGCCCAUCUCUGAGUGGCAUGUACUCCCUGCCCUUCCUCACGGCCCCUGGCUCCCAGCUCCGGGGCUAUGUGCCAGUGGCCCCCAUCUGCACUGACAAAAUCAAUGCUGCCGACUAUGCCAGCGUGAAGACCUCAGCUCUUAUUGUCUAUGGCGACCAGGACGCCAUGGGUCAGACCAGCUUUGAGCACCUGAAGCAGCUGCCCAACCACCGGGUGUUGGUCCUGAAGGGGGCGGGGCACCCUUGUUACCUGGACAAACCCGAGGAGUGGCAUACAGGGCUGCUGGAUUUCCUGCAGGGGCUAGCAUGAGGCCCAGCCCUACUGCUUGCCUUUCUGGGGCUCUCACUCUCCAUGCACAUGCAACAGGGGUGUGUGUGUGUGUGUGUGUGUGUGUCUGGGUGCUUGUCUUUCGGGGUCUGUCUUUUCUUCUUUCUCUUGCAGUGACACACAGAGGAGAUGAAAUCAAGAGAAAAAAAAAUCAGGAAUCAAAGAACAUGACCUGGUGGAGGGUAACCUGUUAGAUGAGCUUCUGCUAUAGGCUUUCCCGCUCAGCUCCCACGCCUUGCUCUGCUCUGCCCAGCCCACCCCUCCUACCUCCUACAUCCACCCCAGCUGCCCCCGAAGGGCACUCACAGCCCCCAUCCUGCCUCUUAGGCCACAGAUACAUACGUGGCCAUAUGCACACUUACACAGGUUCCCAAAUAUGACCCAGCCGCAUAGGUACAUGCCCCCGACGGACAUGCACACUCAGGUGCAGCUUUGCAUUGUGUGCACAGACACUCAUGCAUGUUUGUGCUUCUACACAACACUCGCAUAGGCGCCUGUGCCCUCCCACCUUGGGAAGGUGGGGGCCCCAGGGACCAGUGCUAGCAGGGGAUCCUCUGCCAGGCUUAGGGUGUGGCCUGCCCUGAACUCCACUCACCCCUAGGUCGCAGCUGACUCCAGAUCAGAAUUGCCCCCCCAAAGGACAGGACCACCCUUUUGACCCUCAGAUAUCCCUGCUUUCCCCCCUUCUAGGUGCUCCACACCUUCCCAGGUUAUUAGGCCUGUGCCUUCUGAGCCAAGCUGCUUUCCUGCUCCGAGGCUGGGGGGCUGGGGAAGAGAGUGGAAAUCGGUGAAAUAAAGUGAAGCAGUUAGACCCCU